Molecule: messenger RNA, 2442 nt
Organism: Colletotrichum abscissum
Lineage: Eukaryota; Fungi; Ascomycota; Sordariomycetes; Glomerellales; Glomerellaceae
Exons: 8
Coding region: 1-2442 (813 amino acids)
Source: RefSeq, a predicted model, not a curated record
AUGGCGGGCGAGCGACCAGUUCCUCAACGUCUCGUUGUCUGUGUAGAUGGCAUAUGGUGCGAUACAGACCAGUCCUUGCUAUCUGCCAGCGACAACCAAAACACGACGAACGUGUACCGUCUAUUCGCCUCCGUCUACGGCGGGGAAAUCACCGAUGACAAUGGGAAAAGAUUCCUACAGCAGAAGCGUUACUUCAAUGGGAUCAAAUCUCAUGACCGCGGCUUAACGAUGCCUAGUGCAAUCGCAUCCGGGAUUUCGGAUAAUAUCAGGGAAGUCUACCGAGACUGUUGUCGAUUGACCGGGCCUGAAGAUGAAGUAUGGCUCUUUGGCUUCGGGCGGGGCGGCUUUGUCGUCCAGGCUGUGGCGGGGUUACUUUACCAUAGUAUCGCAGAAGGCAAGGGAGAGCAGGCCUUGGAGAUGGUCAGCGUGAUUCAGAACUUUCGCCAUGCAUUGGCUUUGAAUGAACUUACGCUUGCAGAACACGUAUUCAACACCCCCCGAUUCAAUAUGAACCAGGAACUGCAACGGAACCUGGCUGGGCAAGCCUGGUUUGUAGGUAGCCAUAAAGACAUCGGGGGAUCCUCUGCAAGAGAUGGGUUGUCGCUGUAUCCACUUCAGUGGAUGGUCAGCGAAAGCAAGAUGCUAGGUCUGAAGUUUGGAUCUGCUGAAUUCGCCGGCGAUCGGGCCAGUCUUAUGGAUCCUAUCCUGCUCAGAAUUCUCGAAGGCCAUGGCAAUCCUUGGAGUUGUACUACGGACAAUGGGAUACGUUUCGAAAUGGCGGAUAUCCAAAUGUUGCAUGAGGAUGAAAGAUACAGUGUUCGACACGGUCUAGCGAAGCCCAAGGGCGGUGUUCAGAAAGAGAGAAUCCGGACCCCCUUUGAUAAGGGUGGCGGACUGCAGAGCUAUUCUUCAGGCACUACUAUUCACCCCUCCGUCUACCUCCUUCUCGACAGGUACAUUGGCAUUGGAUUGGACAUGCAGAAGUUCCCCUUCUAUGACAACUUGGAAAAGUGGAGGUACAAAAUUUUGGGACAGGAUGUGGAUUUUCCGAAUCAAGGGUUCUGGAACGACGCGGCAAUACAGGACUACAAAGACUUCGGACCUCUUCGCAUUUUAGUUUGCGGCAACACUGGGGUCGGGAAAUCCUCACUGAUCAAUAAGGUAUUUGGCGUGCCUGAUAGUGAAGAGGUGACCAAAAGCUCUAACAACGUUCGAGCCGAAUAUGCGAAAGAUAUUCCAGUCAUUGUGAUUGCCACGAAGAAGGAUGACUUCGAAAAGAUUCAUUUCAGUGACGGAGUGAUGUCAGCGUUGGCCCAGGGCCAGACGCCUGAUUAUGAGAAUCUGGCUCAAUUUGCGCGCGACCAAGUCAAUAGGCGGCUCCGCGAUCUCGAGAAGCUGAUCAUGAAUUUGGAUGGCGGCCGCUUCGAUGUUUGCGUUGCAGUGUCAAAAGACGAUGAUAAAUCGAUUCAAAGCCUGGUAUGUGAUACCGCGGAAUGCUUUUCUCAUGAGAAGAUCAGACUCCUAUACAUUCGGGCUCAGGUUGCGCGCCUUGAUCUGAAGGUGGAUCUAGCCCUGGAGAGUGUUAUGGCCAUCUACAAGAACGUCGUACGCAGAUCCACUUUGACGGCCGGAUUGCCCGCAGCAACCCCCGUGAACCGAAAGUUAGCCGCAAUCAAGCUUUGUGAAGCUAUUCUCUCCUGCUUCGGGAUCCCAGGAGUCGAUGGAAAGACUGCUUUCGAUGUUUACGGGCGGAACAUAUUCGACAAAGAAGGCAACAGUAUCGCGACAGCGACAGCUGAAGCGAUCGCUGCCGUCUCAGCUAUCACGACCGGAAUCUUUUUAGGGAUACCAUUCUUUCUAAUUUCCGCCGGUUCCAAUGUUCCUCUUGUUGUACCAACCACAGCAAGACUCAUACUGAUGCUGGCAUGCGAUCUGAUCCUUAUGUUCAGCAGAGGAUUUCAGGAGGCAUCAGGAAAAUGCAACACUCAACCUCAGUUGGCAGACUUGGAGAAAGCCGCGGCUGCAUAUCAGGCACACUCUCCGCGAGUCCAUAAAAUGGUCAAGGCUCUUGUUCCAGGUGUCAGCAUGUGCUUCAGGAUGGACAAAAUCAAGCUUGGAAUCAAGGAGAUUCUGCAGGAUUCAAGACAGUUCUUUGCUGGAGAUAACGCAGCGCCUCCAGCCACACCCAGGCCCUCGUCAGACUCGUGGAACGAGCUUGCGAGUUUGCAAGAUACAAUCACGGAGGAUAUUACGACCAUUGAGCAAACAGGUGAAGAUAUUGUGGGGCAAGCGGAUAGGAGUGAUUCCGCAUCUUUGUUUGAUAUGCAGAGUAUGAAGACGGUCAUGCGCGAGUUAAUGGAGGCGAUGCCCUCCGCUAGAGAUAUGGUUGUCAUCAAUGCAACUUCUAUACUUAUGGACGACACCAAGAACGCACCCACUUAG